This is a messenger RNA of Talaromyces proteolyticus, 2202 nucleotides long. Its product is annotated as kinetochore complex Fta4 of Sim4 subunit, or CENP-50-domain-containing protein. The transcript has 8 exons. Gene Ontology annotation, cellular component: Mis6-Sim4 complex. The coding region runs from base 49 to 1815 and encodes 588 amino acids. NCBI's taxonomy places the organism in Eukaryota, Fungi, Ascomycota, Eurotiomycetes, Eurotiales, Trichocomaceae. The record is from RefSeq and is a predicted model, not a curated record.
CAUACACGCGUGUAAAGUGAUUCUCACAAUGCUCAAGAAUCAGUAAUUAUGGAGAAUCUACGAACAAUAUCGGAGCUAAAAGCUUCGUUCAUCCGGAAUCAAGUCCGCAUUCUAUCUGCAUCGCUUUCGCCGCAGGAAGGAUGGAGAGACUAUGCGCCUGAGACAGAAGACAAUCUGAGCGAGAAAGUAGUGGAAGAAGCGCUGCUAAAAUUCAAUGCGAUUUUGAAACAGCAUAACCGCGUUGUUUACUCGAAUCAGGCUAUUCAGCAUAUUGCUCGCCAGAUCGAGAAUCUGUACUGGGAGUCGGUUAAGAGGGAAGCUGUCGCGCCGACCAAGGAGCUGAGUGGAGUGGAACUUGGCUCUGACGUGUCGAAUCAUCAGGUGAUUGAGAAACUCCCUGCACAAUAUCAUGGAGAGGACAUUUCCGCUGGGGACCAGGAAAGAUAUAAAGCAAUAUACCAGAGAUUGCUGGCUUUGGAUAGCCAACGGCAGGAGCAACAGAAGCGACUAGCUCAUUACCGGCAACUAGAAGCGCUUCUCGAGCCGUUUAAAAACCCACAGCAAAAUAUUCAACCAAAUUUAGUCACCAGAGAUGGCGAGCUCGUCCAGGAGAUUGACAAGAUGAGAAUGCUGAUUGCAAGAGUGUCAGAAAGAGUUCAUAACAGUCGCGUGACGCAGCCUGACCAUCCAGCAUCUUCGACAGAUCCUAAUGAGAAACUCGCAGCGCUGCUAGGAAGCUGGGAUCUUUUAGUCCAAGAACAUAUACCACGAGAAAUCCGGCGAGCCAAGGGCCUUCGCAUUGCCAGGAGGCAGAAGAUAGCCGACUCUGACGUCUGUCUCACCGGCUCCGGUAUUGUUUUCUCGAACAUAGACGGCAACUUCGUAUUCAACACCGUGUCGGACCAACGCAGUCAGCACGAGCAGGCCGAGGCUGUCCAAGCUGCGAGCCUCCCAUCCCGCCCGGUUUCUCGAAGCUUUGCGGUCUUCGCGCAAGACGACCUCGCUCUCGAGAGCAUGACAACAAACGGCACUGCGAUGGGAAGUUUCAUGGACAAUUCGCCUAAUGUCAAUAUGGCCAACAUGGCUCGCCAAUCCCCCUCCCCGGUUCCUCAGCAUGGAGUGCCGCAGGUCAACGGCGGCGGUGCUGUAGGUAGCAGCAUGAUGGCCGGCCUCCCGAUGAAUGCAGGCCACCAGAUGGAUCUGAACAAUCUGUACGAAAUGGUGGUAGAAUUCAGCGAUAUCAUCAAACAUAAUCGCGAGAUGACUCGCGGCAUCGUCGCUAGUGCCGAGGAAAUCAUGCGUCGCUCUACUGUUGAAGGAGUAAGUCCCGAGAUCCAGCAAGUAAGUGGUGAAAUUUCUGCCGCCAGGAUCGCAGAGUUAGAACGUGCCCUGGCAAAGGAGCGUCAUACCGUAGAGAUUUUGAAGCGAGAGCAAAUCGAGAACACAAAGUUGAUCGGUGAAUUCGAAUCGGCGAUGGGCAUCAUCGUUGAGCAAAUUCGUACUUACUGCCAAAACAACAACCUGUACUUCCUUGCUCAGAAGAAGGACUACAAUUCUCUCUUACAAGCCGAACGUGACGCCCAUUUAGCCAGCCGCUUAGAUCGUGAUCACUGGCAUUCCCAAACCAUGCGACUCGCUGAGAUGCUACGUACUGCAUAUCGCCUUCGGUGCGAAGAAGAUGAAGCGCCCACUCGGGUCGUCCAGGGGCUGCAGAGUGAAGUGCGCGCACUUCGCUCCGCAAUUGGCCUAGAGCCUGAGAAACCCGAAGCUGAAAUGGGCUGGGAGUUUCUCAAGGAUACUCCUAGCGCAGAUUAAGCAAACCCUGUUGACACCAGCCAGCGUGAUGUACAGCACAAUUUCCAUCUUCGACGCCAGUUGGUGGUUUUUACGAGGCUGUGUUUUUAUUUUCUUUUUACGACUCUAUCAAGUAUAUUAUUUCUCCUAUCAUGGCAAGGCGUCUACGGUUUUACGAGGUGGCGUUAUGCGGUGUGGUUUAGAUCUGUGGCCAGGCAUCUUUCUUUGCGCAAAAAAUGUGAUACCAUAAUGCUACGAUAUAUGAAGCUAUCAAGAUCAUUGGGUGUAUUUUAGCAAGCAUAGCUAGGGGUUCAAACAAGGUAAUCGCUCUUUAGCUUUUAUCCUUUUACCGAGGAACCCAAGAAUCAAAUCGGUGUAUAACUGGACAAUAACAAAGUUAUUCUGAGA